Spizellomyces punctatus DAOM BR117 is the source of this 2561-nucleotide messenger RNA. RefSeq lists its product as uncharacterized. The transcript has 9 exons. The coding region runs from base 165 to 2441 and encodes 758 amino acids. Gene Ontology annotation, molecular function: damaged DNA binding; 5'-3' DNA exonuclease activity. The record is from RefSeq and is a predicted model, not a curated record. Gene Ontology annotation, biological process: double-strand break repair via nonhomologous end joining; protection from non-homologous end joining at telomere; interstrand cross-link repair. Lineage: Eukaryota; Fungi; Chytridiomycota; Chytridiomycetes; Spizellomycetales; Spizellomycetaceae.
CAGAAUGGAAUCAGAAUAAGUGCAUUAUAUCCUGGAACUGGCGAUCCUCCGCUCAAGGCAAGCAGAUCUUUUCACACCAUUUACCGUUGGCUUUCACUAGUCUGGGUGAGUUUUAACGGGCAGGUACUUCCGUCUCUAAAUGUGGAUGAGACCAAUCAUUUGCCAUGAGCACCUUUGACGGACGAGUCCGUGAGUAUCCUACUAUUUUGAUAGACAAGUACCGGUCCAACCAAGGCGAUAUUCGGAUAGUCCUACUAUCACACUGCCACACUGAUCAUUUGGUUGGGUUUGACAACUUGGCGUUCAAUGUCCCUCUCUAUUGCUCUGAAGAGACGGCCGCGAUUUUGGGAAACCUGGGCCAGGGGAAAUAUGAGCAUUUGAAAAGAUGGCUGAGGCCGCUACCAAUGGAGGAGACGACUCAGAUCUAUAUUGGCCACAACCAGACUAUCACUCUUACACUCUUUCCCGCCAACCAUUGCCCGGGCUCAACAAUGUUUCUGAUCGAAGGACCCAAUGGCAAUGUCUUAUACACUGGUGAUCUGCGCGCGGAGACGUGGUUUCUAGAGGGCAUCAAAGAAUACAGGCAACAGGGAAAGAUUCCACGACUAGAGUCUGUAUACCUGGAUACUACAUUCUGCGACACUGGAUACGAAACCUUUCCAAGCAAGCAGGAGUCGGUGGAGGCUAUUGCUGACAUUAUCAGAAUGUAUCCGGCUACUACGAACUUUAAGAUUGGUCUCAACAUUUUGGGGGCCGAAAACAUCUGGGCAGCCCUGUUCCAAGUUUUCCAAACGAAAGUUUAUAUCUCACCCACUCGAUAUGCCAUUUAUGCUGGCCUCCCGUCAUUGCCAGAAUACAUUACGGAUGAUCCGCUUUCAACGCGUUUCCAUGCAUGCGACAAUUGUCCUCAGUGUGUAAAGUGGAAGGCGGAAAAAACCAUUGUAUUCAUUCGCCCUUCAGCGAUGUGGUUUAAAGGUAGGACGACCGAGGUUGUAGUCAAGGGUGGAGAGAGGUUCUGGAAUGUCCUGUACGCAACUCACUCAUCUCUUAGCGAACUCCAAUCGCUUAUAUCCAUCCUUCGCCCCCGCAAGAUAUUCCCCUGUGUGCUGACCAAAGAACAUGCGGCAUGCAAAACAGCUAAAGAUUUCUUCAAGCAUCUAGUGUCAAAUGAGGACGAAGGUGGAUCGUACGUAACUGGCAAUUGGAAUAGGUUGCUGCAGACAGAUUCGCAGGAAACAGAGAUUGUGAGCUGUGGGGAAGAAGAGAUGACCGAAGGUGGUUCGCCCAUGAUGCAAAUGACGAAAACGCUUUGCGGUCGAGCUGGCCGCGGCGUAUCUGCCGUGGUGCCCCCACUUUAUAUUAUUUCCGACGAUCCGAAGCGAUCUCUCUCGGUUAGCUCGGUCGACCUAAUUUCCGAUUUCGUCGCCCAGCUGUGCACGGUGCUGGCUGCAAGCUCCGGCCUGCAAGUUCCACCUUUCGUUCAGUUGCGCUCGAAAGGAGAUGAUACAUUAAGCUUCUACUCCCAAGUGGUUACGAAAGUACCAUCCGAGGACCGUGCACGAUUGUUAAUCAACGUGUCCGAUCCGGAGGUCUUGCCGGAAUCGGCGCACUUAUGCAAGGAAACGGGAGCAGGUGGUCUGCAUUUGUCUGGCACCGUACUGAAGAUAUGUCAGUCAUUGGAUGGUCUGCCUUUCACAAACCUAGUCAUUGGUGCAUCCUGCCAUGACACGGCCGAUCUCAAACGCGCAGCCCAACUUGGUUUGCGCUUUGUGGUUCUUUCUCCAGUUCUGCCAUCGUCGACUUGUCCGUCCUCAAGGACUUUGGGCUGGGACAGAUUUGCUCAGAUAAUCACCGAAGCAGAGACGAGUAGUUUGCCAGUAUAUGCUUUGGGAGGUGUGAGCAUCAAAGAUCUGGAUAGGGCACAUAAAGCUGGAGGAGUCGGAAUCGCGGCCAUCAAGGCCUUCUGGCAUGAUUUGCAGUUUGAGUCCUCGCUGGGCACAACUCACACGUUAGAACAAACGGCAGAAUCUCCGAAAUCUCCCAUACCCGCUUCUCCACCAACUCUUGACAAUGUAAUCAACAUCAACACUCCACCCGUCGACACGACUUUGCACACCUCCCAAGAGCAUUCACUGAAUCCCAUCGUGGUACUCCCAUCAACACCGCCACGAAAUGCCACAACACCCUUGAAUUUAUUGUCUCACUCCAAACCCCCAUCACCCAUCAUCAUCUCGUCCCCCCCAAAACGACAUAGCGAUUCAUCCGAGAGUCAAUCUUGCACAAACUCGUCCGUUUGUUGGAUACCGGUUCGCAAAAGGCGGAGAGCGGAGGGGAUUCGAAGGACAGUGACCAGUGUAAUUGUCAUCGAGGAUGAGUGCGACACGACACUACCUAGUAUCAAAAGAGUAAGAAGCUGGUGCGAGGUUAUAGAUUUAACGUAAUGACAUUACGAGAUUAAUGAUACGGCAGAUGCAGACUAGACAAGUGUAGACGAGAUUUCUCAUAUUUUAUAUAGAGCUCUACUAGCAGCGUCCGCUAAUAAUUCAUCUCCAAAAAGCCGC